UACAAACAUAUGAAAAUUUAUCUAAGCUUCCUAAUCAUAGCUGAUAUUGUUAACCAAUAUUUAGUAUCACAGACACCAAAGUCAAAUAUUCUAUCUAAGAAACAUUUGAAAGCCUUUCCGAGACAUGAAACAAAAUAAUGAGGUAAUGAUAUUACGAUCAGAUAAACGUUCAAAUGUUAUUCUAAUAAACACAACUGAUUAUAUUACUGAGAUGAAUUCAAGCUUAGACGAUCAACUGAGAUUCGAGGUAGAUAAAUUCAACAAGGAUUUAAGUGAUUUAACAGAAAAACAAAUAAUAAGCAUACUUAGAGAACAUCUAAAGAUGAAAAUGAUUACUAAUUAUAAUUAUAAUGAUUUGAAACCUCUUGUCUUAAGUCUGCCUCAAAUGAAUGAUUUACCAAUGGUUCACAAACAUGAUAUCCCUGUUAGACUUAUUCACUGUAUCACAAAGUUGCACGCUGGCUGGCAAAAAGGAUAGAGACAGUGUGUCAAAGUAUUACUAACAUAUCCGUUUAGAAAUUCAUUCUAAUUGACUGACAGAUUAGAUCAUACUAAUGUUGCCGAAACAGUAUUUCUACUGACAAAGAAAAAAUGAAUUAAUAAGUAGCAUGUAUAAAUACCAUAGACAAUCGAAAAAAAGAAAACAAGCGACCAUUUCCUCUAAACGUUAU
Messenger RNA from Schistosoma haematobium, 671 nucleotides. RefSeq lists its product as uncharacterized. The coding region runs from base 125 to 478 and encodes 117 amino acids. The record is from RefSeq and is a predicted model, not a curated record. NCBI's taxonomy places the organism in Eukaryota, Metazoa, Platyhelminthes, Trematoda, Strigeidida, Schistosomatidae. The transcript is spliced from 2 exons.